UCAGUUUCCUGCCGGGUGAAGUGCGGUUCCGCUCCAACGCAGGGAGGGAGGAGAGGGAGCCAUGGCGUUGGUGCGCAGUGUCGUGUCUUCAGCCUGGCUGGCUGAGGCUAUCCGCACGGCCAAGGCAGGCACGCUGCGGGUGCUGGAUUGCUCCUGGUACCUGCCCACGGUGCCGCGCAACGGCAGGAAGGAGUUCGAGGAACGGCAUAUCUCGGGGGCCGCUUUCUUCGACCUUGACGAGUGCAGCGACACCUCGUCGCCCCACGACCACAUGAUGCCGCCGGCCGAGCAUUUCGGCCGGUACGUGGGUGCCCUGGGCAUCGGCAACGCCACGCACGUCGUGGUCUACGACGCCAGCGACUGGGGGAUGUUCUGCUCGCCGCGCGUCUGGUGGAUGUUCCGGGCUUUCGGGCACAGCCGGGUGUCGGUGCUGGACGGGGGGUUGGAGCUUUGGUGCCGCCAGGGUCUGCCGGUCACCGCCGAGAUUCAGCAGCUGCCUCCCACCCAGUUCCAGCCGCAGCCCCGAGCCUGUGUCAAGAGUUUCGAGCAGGUCCUGGACAACAUUGACAGCAAGGAGUUCCAGUUGGUGGAUGCCAGACCCUCGGGCAGGUUCCAAGGCACCCAACCUGAGCCCAGACCAGGUUUCGACCCUGGUCACAUCCCAGGCAGUGUCAAUAUCCCUUUCAGUGAAUUCUUGGACCCAGAGACUCUAAGGAUCAAGAGUGAGAAAGAGCUGCGGAACCUCUUUGAAGAGCGUGGUGUUGACCUGUCCAAACCGCUGGUGGGCACCUGUGGCUCAGGGGUCUCUGCCUGCCACGUCGCUCUUGCUGCCAGCCUGUGCGGGCAAGACAACGUGAUGAUCUACGAUGGCGCCUGGGUGGAGUGGUUCAGAAGAGCUAGUCCGAGUUACAUCAUCUCGGUGAAAAGUGAGAAAACUGGGUAAUCACCACUGAAGUCAAUGGCUUGGGGUUGAAGCCACACACAUCAAAGUUGCUGGUGAGCGCAGCAGGCCAG
Mobula hypostoma (lesser devil ray) is the source of this 1014-nucleotide messenger RNA. RefSeq names its product mercaptopyruvate sulfurtransferase (gene mpst). The record is from RefSeq and is a predicted model, not a curated record. NCBI's taxonomy places the organism in Eukaryota, Metazoa, Chordata, Chondrichthyes, Myliobatiformes, Myliobatidae. Bases 62 to 943 code for a protein of 293 amino acids. Gene Ontology annotation, molecular function: thiosulfate-cyanide sulfurtransferase activity. The transcript is spliced from 2 exons. Gene Ontology annotation, cellular component: mitochondrion.